AGAUGUGGUGGGGAUGGGAGUAGCAUUCAGUACUAAUAGUAGGGUUUCUCUUUUUUGCCACCUUCUCCCGCAGAUGUCUGCCGCCGUAAACCCACCACCACAACCCCUCUUACGCUGUAACGACGCAAAAAUCACCAUCUGAAUGCAUAAGACAUACGUAUAUUUGAAGCUAUUGCAUUCAUAGAGAAAGAGGGGAGGUGUGCUAAUUGAGGUUUUUUUUUUUUUUUUUUUUCUCAAUGGCGGCUGCGAUGAAUCCCUUAUUGGAGCAGCUCGGCUCUGGGAGGGAAUCGGAAAUGGAUUCGGCAUCGAAUUCAAAUCCAUCUACGACUUUGUUCCAUCGUCGGAUUGAGUUUCAUGCGGCCCGGAAGCCAUUUUCGGGCUUUACCGAGGGAGGAGAUAGUGGGUUUAAGCUCGUGACAUUAAACCCCAAUUCCAAUUUCAGCUCUAAUUCGGAGCCUAAAAAAGGUUGCUUUCUGUCGGGGAAGGCCUCGGACCAUUCGUUGGAGCUUAAUAGUAAUGGGUUGGAUCCGGAGCUCAGCUUCAGGAUUACAUUCAGAAGAAUUGUAAGAAUUUUCUUUUGAAAAGCUGAUGUUUUGAAUUUCCGAUGGUUCAGUUUAGGAAAUGCUGUAUCUUUAAGCUUUCUGUCUUCAGAGGCGUCGGUGUUUUGGGUUAAACGGCAUUUAUUCUCGAGGGCUGGAUUUUGUGGGAUCAAAUUUUUACGGGUUUCUCUUCUGCUUUAUUAAAAUUAUUUAUGGGUUUUGGAUGAUUUUUCUUAUCUUUUCAAAUUGAUCAUUUUUCUUAGCAUCCACUUAGUCGUUUUUUUCCGGCUUCGUUAGAAUAGACUUUUGUAAUCUGGAAAGCUUUGGUCUUUGUUAAACCUUUGUCGCAGAAGUUGGUUAGCUACCCAAAAUUUUUUAUGAGAAAAAUAUGUCAGUCUUUACUGUUAUUUUUUAAGUUUAUGUAUCUGUAGUGCCCUACUGAGCUUUCUCUUCAACAUUUUGGAUGCUUUAUGAAGUUAAACCUUUCAUCAAGGACCUGAAAAUUUGAAGUUGUUUUUUCUUUUACAACAAAAAAGGAGAAGCCUGUACUUAAAAAUCUUGGAUACCAUUGACAUUUACCUUAUAUUCACUUCCAAGUGAAUUUGGGUUUUCUGUUCAAGCUCAUGGAAAAUUACAACUGCCUAGCUGCAUUAUGAUGACAGGGUGCUGGAUUGCAAAAUCUUGGAAACACUUGUUUCCUCAAUUCGGUUUUGCAAUGUCUGACAUACACUGAGCCGCUUGCCGCUUAUUUACAAAGUGGACGUCAUAAAAAUUCAUGUCGUAUGGCUGGAUUUUGUGCCUUAUGCGCUAUUCAAAAUCAUGUCAGCCGUGCUUUGGAAUCAACUGGGAGGAUUUUGGCUCCAAAAGAUCUUGUAUCGAACUUGCGAUGUAUAUCAAGGAGCUUUAGAAAUGCUCGACAGGAGGAUGCCCAUGAAUACAUGGUGAAUUUGUUAGAAUCAAUGCAUAAAUGUUGCCUACCUUCUGGAAUGCCGAGUGAGUCACCUACUGCUUAUGAGAAAAGUUUGGUCCAUAAGAUAUUUGGCGGUCGUCUACGUAGCCAGGUGAAAUGCAUGCAGUGUUCCUUUUGCUCAAAUAAGUUUGACCCCUUUCUGGAUCUGAGUCUAGAAAUAAAUAAGGCAGAUUCAUUGCAUAAGGCUUUAGUUCAUUUUACUGCUUCGGAGCAAUUAGAUGGAGGGGAGAGGCAGUAUCAAUGCCAGCAAUGCAAGCAGAAAGUCAGGGCUCUUAAGCAGCUAACUAUUUACAAGGCACCUGAAGUUCUUUCUAUCCACCUGAAGCGUUUUGGUUCUUUUCGAGGCCAGAAGAUUGACAAAAAAAUACAGUUCGGCCCUACAUUGGACUUGAAGUCUUUUGUUACUGGUCCUUAUGAUGGAGAUCUAAAAUAUACACUGUAUGGCGUGCUCGUACAUGCUGGUUGGAGCACUCAUUCUGGCCAUUAUUACUGCUUUGUUCGCACGUCGAGUGGCAUGUGGUACUCCCUUGAUGAUAAUCGGGUUUAUCAGGUUAGUGAAAAGACAGUUUUGGAGCAGAAGGCUUACAUGUUGUUUUAUGUCCGUGAUAGAACAUUUUCCCUCUCAAAGAAAACCAGUACAUUACGCCAAGACAGUAUGGCUAUGUCAAGCAGAAAUGCCUCGUCUAUGUUUAGUCAAGGACUAAAGGCAAGUACUACAAACGGAAUAAUGGUGAAUAAGUUGAAGGAUACCCUAUCUGCUGAAGUUGCUAAAAAACAAGCACCGAAUCCUCUUAUGGUGACAAAGGAAUUACAGCUAAAAAUGGAUCCUCAUCCGGGUAGUAACUGCCCCACUGCUCAAGUGAGUUCUCAUCUGAAUAGUAAUGGCUCCACAGCUCAAGUGGGUUCUCAUCUGAAAAGUAAUGGCUCCACAGCUCAAAUUGGUUCUCAUCUGAGUAGUCAAACGAAUUCUUGUCAGGAUAGCAAUGGCCCUACACCCAAAGUGGAUUCCCAUCAGAAUGGUAAUCUCCUGACAUCUCCAACAUGCUCAUUUUCUUGCAAAGAACAACAUACAGAAAAUUUGUUGAAGGUCUCGGCAACAGUUGGCUUGGAGAAAGGGUUGUCAAUUUCAAAAUUGAAAGUUGAUGAGCCCUCAUUGCAAACUGUUCUGUCUUUGAAGGGAUCUGGUUCUGUUGAAUUUUCAAAUUCUGCAAACAAGAGCAGUUGCACCAGUAAUGGUCUUACGGUUCCUAUUACUGUUCAGCAUGACUGUGAUGGUCUUUGCUAUUCUCCAAGCAAGAAUGAGAAUGCCUCUGUAACACCAUCAAAUGCUGAUAACCUCAAAGCAGAUCCCAUGGGAGAUCCUUGUAGUGUCACUGAUAGACCAUCAAACUUAAAUGUACAGCAUGCCAGUCCACGAGAUGCAUCUCAUCCGACGGAUAAUGAUGUUGAAAAGGUGGGUGGUUUCUCAAAGAGCACUGGUACUGCUGAUCCGUCUGUUCGAAAAGCUGAUGACAGUGUUGAAAAUAAAUCAUGUCUGUCCAAAACACAUAACGGUUUGGUUCGUGGAAAGUCUCUAUAUAACAAGCUCAGUGCUGUUAAACUGAAGCCUCUGAAACGCUGUCUACCCGCCCGGAAAAUGAGCAAAAGUAUCAUUUUUGGAGCAGCCUUUGGACGUAGAAAGAAGUUAGACAGGCGUGAACGCUAUACCUUAAUGAAGUUGGACGGUGAUAGUCUUCAAACAGAGCUAAGGUCAUUGACUUCUGAGAAAUCGGCAGGUUCCUCGCUGAAGAGAUUGAAAUGUGGUUCCCAUGAGAAAGAUAAGAUUUUAGGUAAAAGGAAACUUACUGAUAAUGGUGACAAGCUGAAGGGCAGCAAAGAUGUAAAUAGAGAUAAUAUUGGUCAGUGUUGCAAAUCGCUGGCCACAAGUACAGAUGUGGGGAUGACUUCUUCUGUUACCCUGGGUGUAAAGUCAGUUGAUGCUGUAAAGUCCGGUGAUUCAAAGUGCAACAAACGAGAAUCUGAGGAAAAUGGUUUCAUAAGUAAGCUCACCAGAGAUAUACAAGAGACGACCGUUGCCCGAUGGGAUGAUGUGGAGCAUCCUUCUAGUUGUGUAGAACCCAAAAGCAAGGAUCUGACAAUUGGUUAUAUUCCAGAUGAGUGGGACGAAGCAUACGAUGCUGGAAAAAGGAAGAAGAUUAGAAGUGCCAAGAUCGUUUUUGGUGGUUCCAAUCCUUUCCAGGAAAUUGCAAUGAGAAAAGCCAAGGCAAAGAAAGGGAAGCUGGACAAAUAUAGCUCAGCAAACCAGCCAUUCAGGAUACAAUGAUGGAACGACGAAUAAUAUUUUUUAGAAUUUGUCGAAUUGAAGGUGAGUGUAUCCAUAACAGCGGCGUGUUUGCAUUUUUUGGGCAUAGAUUUUUUACUCGCUUGCCAAGCAGAAGAGAGUGGUUGACGCUUGACACGAAUAUGUAUUGAGAAGUAUCCUAAUUAUUAUUCUAUUUACUCUAGUGUUUGUUUGUUGAUAGUUGGCAGAAGUUGUAUUCUCUAUGUUUGAUCUGGAGUGGAGUAACACACCAGCUUCCGGGAUAGCUGGAUUUCAAAGUAACUUAUGUGUAUGUACUUGGGGAAUUGAUUCUGAGUGAUUAAACUCAGCAUCUCAUCCUAAAGUUUUGUUUAGUUUUUAAGUACUUUGUUUCAUCGUAGCCGUAAUGUUUGUUUUCUUUUUAAUGAAGUGACCAUCUUCUCAAAGGGCUAAAAAAACAUGGCCACCUUGUGGUCACUUCGGGGACCAUAAAGAGUAUAUCUGUCUGAGACAAUCUAGGAUGGUGAUUAAUAUUAACUAACAAAACCAACCGUCACAUGUGCUGUUUUGCAUAAGUUUCUCUUAUAUAACCCAAG
Messenger RNA from Oldenlandia corymbosa var. corymbosa, 4404 nucleotides. Lineage: Eukaryota; Viridiplantae; Streptophyta; Magnoliopsida; Gentianales; Rubiaceae. The record is from the annotation of a GenBank genome assembly.